Astrephomene gubernaculifera is the source of this 2635-nucleotide messenger RNA. The record is from the annotation of a GenBank genome assembly. NCBI's taxonomy places the organism in Eukaryota, Viridiplantae, Chlorophyta, Chlorophyceae, Chlamydomonadales, Astrephomenaceae.
GGGGCAGCAGGGGCCUGGUUACUCGCCGUGUCCUGCGGGGUGCAACGGCGGCAGCAGCAUCACGCGGGAGUCGAGCUACGAGCUGGGGUUCAGCGCGCAGGGGCCCUCGGUGGUGUUCGUGGCAUCGGAGCCCAUCACGGCUUCCGCAUCCGACUGGGUGGCCGUCCCCAAGAACACCGCGCUCGUGGUGACGCGCGAGAAGGGCGGCUUCCUCAACACGCUGCGCUGCCCACUGCGCGUCUACCCGCUGCUGCAACCCUCGCCGGCGCCCAGCCUGCCCUUCCCCGCGCCCGCAGCCCUGCUAGGCGCACCCGGCUCGAUGGCGGUCAUGCAGCCGCAGGUUCCGCUGCCCCGGAGGUCUUCGGGGGGCGGUGUGUACGGGGCCCCGCCUCCGGGGCUGGAUCCUCAGCGCGACGUGUGCAUCUGCCUGGAGGCGCUCAGUCGCGGGAUUACGGCAAAGAGUCGCGCGUUUUUGGCGCACCGACCCACGGGUCUGGGUAUUGGCGGCGGGUCCUCGCUGUUCCUGCAGCCGUCGCCGGAUACCCUACAUGAGCUGCCGUCGUUGCCUUCGACCGUUCUGGGCAUGGCCCCCCGCCGCAUCAGCGCCAGCGGUCAGCCCCAGCAGGGCCAGCCCGAGCCGGCGGGCCCUGCAGCAGUGUUGGCGUCACGGGUCGGCUCGCAGGCGGAGUUCCUAGAUGCGUUCCCCGACGACGAGCCGCACGACUACAUGCGGCUGAUCGGCCACAGCGGCCCCGUGGUGGCCAUGACGGUGUGCCCGCACGCCUCGCGGCUCUACACCUCCUCAGCGGACUGCAGCGUGAAGGUGUGGAGCCUGCUGGACAACAGCUGCCUGCACACCUUGGUGGGUCAGCGCAAGCCCGUCACCGCCAUGAGGCUGCGCGCGCACGGGCGGCUGCUGCUGGCCGCCAGCGGGCGCAAGAUCCGCGUGUGGGACGCGGUGCACUUCCGCUGCCUGCAGCUGGUCAAGAUCAGCGACUCGUGCGGCACCAUCCGCUGCCUGGAGGUGCUGGGGCUGCACCACAACCACGGCCGCAACAACCACCACAACCACCACCAUGAGCAUGGGAAUAACUGCCAUCAUCACCAUCAGCACCUCCACAAUCACAACCAAGAUGGCAGCCGCCCGCAGCAAACCCCGCAGCCGGAUGCCAACAUGGUGGGCAAUGGGGUUGGACACGGAGGUGCUGCCGGUGGCGGUGCUGGCGGCGACAGCGCCCGGAGCUCCUCCACCGGGGAGGGUCUGCUGCCCUCGCCCUCACCUCGCAGCCGCCGCUACUCCUCCUCCGACGGCAGCAGCAGCAGCCUCAGCAUGGCGGACGUGCCGGGCGGGGUGCAGGAGGUGCUGGUGGAGGCGCUGGGGGCGAGGCGAGGAACGGGCGGAGGAGCAGCAGCAGCAGUAGGUGGGAUGGAGCGGAGCAGCAGCGCAGCGCUGGCGGCGGGCCGAGGUGAGGGCGGCGCCGCGGCGGCAGCCGCUGACGGCUGCGGCGUUUGCGCUAACGGCAGCUCUGGCGGCGGCGGCCUGUCGCUGCUGUACGUGGGCUGCCAGGACACCACCGUCAAGGUCUUCACACUGGACGAGCACCAGCUGCUGGCGGCGGCAGCCGCGGCGGCGGCGCCGCUGGUCUCACCCCCUCAGGCCGCUGCUGCUCCUGCCGCCGCCGGCUCCGCACCCGCCUCCGCCGCCAUCAGCCGCCUGCCCAGCAUGACCACCCCGCCGCGCUCCCCAUUCGCAGCGCAGCGGCCGAGCCUGACGGCGGCGGGUGGCCUCGUAGCCCGCACCACCACGACGGGGUUCGCGGGUCCUCCUGCGCUGCUGCCGCCUCGCAUCAUCGCCACGCCCGAGGAGGCGGACCAGGGCGUGUCCGACCUGGCGCCGCUGAUGGUGACGGCGGCGGAGGGCGGCGCGCAUGUGGGCCCGGUGAACUGCCUGGCGCUGUGCGGGCGGUUCCUGUGCUCGGGUGGAGGUGACGCCACGGUGCGCGUGUGGGACGCCGCCACGCUGAAGCUGGUGGGGGUGCUGCGCGGGCACCGCGGCAGCGUGCUGUGCCUGCUGGGGCUGGGCAGCAACCUGCUGCUGAGCGGGGCCAGGGACAACACAAUACGCGUGUGGGACCUGGAGAUGGACAUGCUGUGCCGCCGCACCCUCACCGGACACAAGGACGACGUCACCGGCCUGGCAGCCAUACACCUGCACAAGCGACUGACGGAGGCGGCGGCAGCGGCGGGGGCAGCGGUGCCCGACGGUACGACAGCGGCGACGGGUGUGCACGGCGGCUGCCUGACCCCGGGCGGCCGCUCUGUGGCGCUGGCCAGCACGGUGGUGGCCUCCUCCAGUGCGGACGGCACUGUGCGGCUGUGGUCCACCGCCUGGACCUGCCUCUGCAUCCUCUCCCUGCCAGCCGCCUCCACCAGCCCCUCCGCCGUGCCCGCCGCGCUGUGCGGCUGCCUGGCCGCCGACCUGGCCGUCGCGGGCUUCACGGACGGCGAGGUACGCAUGUGGCACAUCGACGACGUGUACGGCGCCGUACUGCAGCAGUGCUGCCGCGAGGUGGCGGCGGAGGCGGAGGCGCUGCAUGCUGCGUGCGGCUGCCUGGUGCAUGGCGUGGAGGUGGCG